CGCUGAGCCGGCUGCUCUAGCCGCCUUAGCUUUCACUCUUUGGUUUCCGGCCCUGUGUUGGAGGCUCUGAGCGCUUUGACUCCUGGAGACUGGCUGGGCACGUGGAGAGGCUGGUGGACCGCGCGACCUCGCUCUCCGCAACCCCAUGUUCGAGGAGCCGGAGUGGGCCGAGGAGGCCCCAGUAGUCGCGGACCUCGGGUCUGUAGCCUUACGGCCUCGGACCACGGCCGACUCGCAAAUCAAGGGCUCCAAGCACCGCCAGCUCUUGGCCACAUUACGGGCCCUGGAGGCAGCAUCUCUUCCCCAGCAGCCCCCCAGUCUGCCUGGCAGUGACGAGGAGGACGAGGAGGAGGUGGUGCAAAGAAAGAAGAAACGCCCAAAAAAGGUCUUGUUUGCCAGCACUUCUCCUGAAGUAAAGAAGAAAAGGAAGAAGAAACGUCAAAAACAGGGCCCACCUAGCAGUGACUCCAAGGAAGAGGAAGUGGAAAGGAAGAAGUGCCACAAAGGGGCUCUUCUUGGCAAUGACUUUGCUGCAGAAGAGAAAAGAAAGAGGAAAUGCCAGAAACAGGACCCUUCAAAUCCUGCCCAGCCCCUGGACAAUGUUGACCAAACUGGUUCCAAAGCCUGGGAUUCUAGUGCUGCAAAUGACUCCACCAAGCCAAGCCCUGAGACCCCUUGCUCUAAUCCUCCGCAUACCUUGAGUCGCAAGCAGUGGCGGAACCGGCAGAAGAACAAGCGUAGACAGAAGAACAAGUUUCGGCUUCCUCAGGCGCCAGAGCAGGCCCCAGCCACAGCCGCCGCAGAGGAGACAGAGGUGCCUCCUGCCCCCAGUCCAGACAGCCAUGGAGCCCGGGCGGAGGCUCUGCGAGCCCGCAUGGCCCAGCGGCUGGAUGGGGCCCGGUUCCGCUACCUCAAUGAACAGCUGUACUCAGGGCCCAGCAGUGCUGCGCAGCGCCUCUUCCAGGAAGACCCUGAGGCCUUUCUCCUCUACCACCGUGGCUUCCAGAGCCAAGUCAAGAAGUGGCCACUGCAGCCAGUGGACCGCAUUGCCAGGGAUCUUCACCAGCGGCCUGCGUCCCUGGUGGUGGCUGACUUUGGCUGUGGGGACUGCCGCCUGGCUUCAAGUAUCCGGAACCCUGUGCACUGCUUCGACUUGGCCUCUCUGGACCCCCGGGUCACUGUGUGUGACAUGGCCCAGGUGCCUCUGGAGGAUGAAUCUGUAGACGUGGCUGUGUUCUGCCUUUCACUGAUGGGAACCAACAUCAGAGACUUCCUAGAGGAGGCAAAUCGAGUGCUGAAGCCAGGGGGUCUCUUGAAAGUGGCUGAGGUCAGCAGCCGCUUUGAAGAUGUUCGGACCUUUCUGGGGGCUGUCACCAAACUGGGCUUCAAGGUCAUCUCCAAGGACCUGACCAACAGCCACUUCUUCUUGUUUGACUUUCAAAAGACUGGGCCUCCUCGGGUCGGGCCCAAGGCUCAACUCUCAGGCCUGAAGCUCCAGCCUUGUCUCUACAAGCGCAGGUGACCUCUGGACCCCCCUUGAAAGGGGAGGCAAGUCUUAAACUCCAGGCUCAGUACUCUGAAGUACUCAGGCUGUGACCCGGGGCCUGGUACCACCCUUACUCCAUCCCAAGAACAAAAUGUAAUGAAACCCCUGGCUCAGCCCUGCUCUAAUGAAGGCUUCUUGGUUCCAGGAAGCAUAAAGUCAUUUGGGCUAGCUAAAGAAUAAGGAGUUACUGUGAGAACGCAGGAGUAUCUGGGAAUUGUGGAUGCCCUUAGUGUCAUGGAAACGACAUGGUUUGGAAUUCAAUGCAUCUCUGGGUGUGGCUCCUCUUUCCAUCUCUCAGGAGCCAUGUGGGCUUUCUGUCCUAGCAUCUCCACUCUCCUCUAUUGUCCUUUUCCUGUUUGCACAUCAGCUCCUUCUGCUUACUCAUAGCUUCUACAGCUUUGGUCUGCCCAGGCCUUGAAGGCCUGGGGCAGGCAUUGCUUCUUGGCUCUGGGGCAGCUGGUAGCCCACCAGCAUCCUGGCUGAGCACGUCAGUCUGGGCUUCUAGGUCAGGAUGGUUUGAUUGUCCCUGUACUGAGUGCUUCUUUCCCCUGAUCCUUAUCUCCAUCUUUGGACCUGUAUGGCCCAAACUACUCCUAGUAUCUGUUGUCCCAUAGGGCCCUGGUGUGUGUCUGGCUGAGGGCACAAAUUUUGGAAUCAGGUAGGCCUGCCACUGAUUGCUGAGUCUUUUAAUCUUUGAAUGUCAUAUUACUCAUUUGGAAAAUGGUAGGAUUCUUGUCUCAUGGGAUUGUCGUGUGGUGUGGGUUAAUGAGGAAAUCUGUAGCUAGGGCUGGGUGCACAGGAGGUGCACAAUAGACUGUAGCUGUGGCUGAUGUGUGUCGUAAGCAUUACUGUUUUCUAAAGACCUUCUCCAGGCAGGGUUAGGGGCCGAAGAGUAAAGAAUGGACUUGUUGACUGAGGAAGACUCUGGGAGAGCUCAAGGUAGGCCUUUCAACAGGCUUAUUUUAUAGGAUUUUUAGAGAUUCUUGACAGAUUGUGAGCUGUUCUUUGAGGGGGGGUGGUGCAGGAGCUGGGCCUCUUCAUAAAUCACAACUGAUUGAUGCUAUUUGGGGUGGAGAUUGGGCUGUUCAUUGGCAGAAGGGUCUGUCUGUUGUUUCUGCCUUGUAGUGGGCCCAAAUCAGCAUGUCUUAGGAAAGCUAUAGGCAGGGAAGGCUAGUGCUGGGAGAAGAUGAACUGGGAUGAUAGGUCCUUGGCCCCUUCCAGAAGGCAUCUGCCAUGGGCCCAGGUAUAAAGAUAUAGCCUGUUCUACCUAUUUCAAAGAACAAGAGCUGAGAGUGACCACUGGGACACAGGUUCCAGGGCUCUGAGCCAGUUGGGUGCCUCCAGUAAGGUGGGUGUUUUGAGGCAGGCUGUGUAGACCAGAGGGCAUGUUUGGAGACUGGGCUAUGAACCAUCCAGCAGCUGCUGCUCAGUACCUUUGCAUGUGCUUCUCUCUGCUGAAGACUCAUCUGAUCAGCAGAGUCUUACUCAUCCUUCCAAACAGCCUAGUUGUUUCCUACUCCGUUACUCCCAAAGCAGAACUAACUUCCUCAUCCGCACUCUCAAAGCGCUACGUGACGAGUGCAAUUUCAGCAUUUAAAUACUGUGUGGCAGUUGCUUUGUGCGUUAGGCUGCAGUCUUCUCAACUCAUAUUUAUCUUUGUAUUCCUGAGCCGGUCACUUGAGAUCCAUCUAAGGAGGUGAUAAGGAUGACAGGGUCCAGUUGAGUGGGACCGAUGAGAAGCGGGGGUGUUGCAGGAGCCCAGGUUCGGGCACGUGAUGAGGGUACUGUGAACUAGUGACGGUGGAAUAGGCGGAGGCGGUUGGGAGAACUUCAGUGAGUAGAACUGGUGGCACAUUGCGGCUUGGUGAGAGAAAGGAAUCUGAAGCAAGUCUUGGGUUUCUGGCUUGAGCAACUGGUUGGGCUGGUGACGCCAUUCAAAAGGUUGGGUUUUUGGUACCUUGAUGUUCACUUGGAAGUGGGACAGAAACUCAGCAGCCAGAGGAGGUAACUCAAGUCAUAGGAAUAGAUAAGAUAUCCAAAGUAAGAGAACGAGAAGAGAAAGUGGCUUGGAAUAGAACCCACAGGAGCAUUUAAUGGAUGAGUAAAGGAAAAUGAACCAAUAAAGGGGACAAGAAGAGAAGGUGGGGCCAGAGAUGGAGGAGUAAAACCAGGAGAAUGAAUUUCUUAAUGUGGAAGGAGUGGGGAGGUUUUCGGCCGACAGAUGCUGUUGAAAGGUCUAUUAAGAUGAGAGAGAGGUCAGGUCGCAGCAGGGAGAGGAUUGCUGCAUAAUGUUGAGGGCCUGGGGUUUGAAUUUAUAGUGGUAUUAUUCAUGAAUUUAUAGUGAGCCCAAUGCUGUGGUUCUCUCUACGUACUCAGGAAUCUAGGUGUAGCUGUGGAAAAAAUGAGUACUGAGGGAUCAUCCAGAGUUGGAAACUUGCCAUGCAAUUGAAAUAAACGAGCAAAGGAAUUUCAGACCGUUCGUAAGUAAGUGAUUGCUAUGCUGGACCAUGGAAUUUGGUAGAACAGGUGAGUGGAGUAAAGACAGGAGUAGGUUGUUGCAUUGGAGGUAACUGAACAAGUAACCUAGAAGGAUGGGAGACUGUGGUCAGAAACUGGAAUGCCUGAAUAAUUCAUAUUGGAAGCAGAGCAGCUCCAGGCAAUGGCUAAGUUUAGAGUGUAGUUAUAGGGGUGAGUGCCUGAGAGGUGUGCAAGGGAGGUUGCCCGGAGAUUGGUUAAUGCAUGGAGGCCUCAGGUAUUGAGAGAGGUUCUGCGUGGACUUUGAAGGUCUCCAGUAUGAUGGUAGACAUAAGCGUGGAACAGGUGCCAACCUCUUGAAGAAGGGGGCAGAUACAGGAGAUCUGCAAAGAGUAGGAGAGGCGGGAUAGCGUGAACUUCAAAGGGACAGAGGGUUCACACAGCCUACUAGAGAGACUUCCAUCUUGGGGGUGAUGUGAGGCUGGUGAGUGGAGCUGGCUACCAGGCAGCCAAGACAAAAUACCCUGACAGUCCUCUCCAGCUUGGCAGGAUUCACUGGGGAUUGUUGGGGAGACAACUGUUGUGGCAGCUCCAUGGGACAGGAAUCUCCUGGGAUAACAGGGACGGAGGCAAGCCAUAAAGUCUAAGGGAUGUUUUGGAGUAGCAGGGCAUCUGUCUCACUGUAGUGCACACAUCGCCUUUUUAUAGGUGAUAUAUCUCUGUUUCCCAAGUGUUAUUUAUAUUCCUAGAUCUUGAUUAAUUUUCCCUGCUUUAUUAUCAUGCUCAGCAGGACAGCUGGGGUCUGCCUUUCUCCCUCUUUUGCUUUCCUCCCUUACUUAAAAUUUGGAUUCUUUCUUUGCCUGUUCUGGCUCCAGCCACCUACAUAAACAUCUUUCUGGGUCUCACUCAGGACCCCGGCUCCCCUAACUCAGCCAAGCCUCCAUCUGCGUUUCUAUCAAUUCUGAAAGCAGGACUUUCCUGAGUCUGGGUCCCCCCCCGCUCCAUCGUCAGCUUCAGGACAAGCUGUUCUUCAAGUCCAUGCCUGGGCUUCAGUGUCUAACGUUAAGAGCCUAGGCUGAAGAGAGAAUAAUAUAUAUUUCUUUAAGAAAUAACAGCAUGCCAGCUGUUUAAGGAACAGUGAGAUCAGUUUAAGGAACAAUUGGAGAACAGAAUGAAGGAGUGCAGUCAUAGUAAGAAGUAAACAAGAGUGGGAAAGAGUGUAAUUGGAGAUUCCACUGGGAGCAUUUGGGAAGCCUGAGGUAUUUAUUCCUAAAGCCAAGAAAUGGUGAACCUGGAAUCUGACUCCUGCCCUGGAAAUGUGGAGGGCAAACAGAGAUUCAUUAACUGUUUCAGGGGUGGAGCCAGGGGAGUGCUGCUGUUUUUGCAUUGGCCUGCGUUCCCAGAAUUUGCCGUGGUAAGCCAUGCAUGAGUGUAUCCUUUGCACCUUGCAGGAGAGGGAAGUGUCAGCUGGUCUUGAGUCCUGUCCGGUAGGACCAUUUGAAGAGGCAAGGAGACCUUAGCACAAAGAAGCUAGGAGUGUGCCAUGUGGGCUGAGGAGGGAGCCUCAGGAAACCACCCAGAAUAAAGCUGCAUCCACCAAGGUAAAGGGGACUGCAGAAAAGGGACAGCAUGAUGCUCCCUUUAAAUAUCUAGCAGGCCCGUGGGGCACAGAAACACCCAGUCAAGCAAGCUCUGUUUUAUCCCCUUCCUCUCUGCAGUUGGGCCCAGAGCAGUCAGCAGCUCUUAGGUGGAGAGGAGGUGAGAAGAGCAGAGAGCAUCCAGACCAUUCCUCCCUUCCCCAGUGCAGGCUCCUUGACUUAAGUGGGACAGAGCUGGGAGGCGAAAAUAGUUAAAGCUACAAUAGGUGCAAAUUAUUUAUUGUAACGUAGGAUUAGACAUUGCAAUCAUCUGAGACUGGUUUUGUAUCUUAAACUGAUUCUAAGACAUCUAUGAACUAAGAAUGAGCUGAAAAGUCACAGGCUUGCUGCAGCUUUUCUCUAAAUGAAAAAGGGUUGGAGGGGUGGUGAGAGACGAGAAUAAAGUUGGGUUUGGCUAGCAGUCUGUGCUUAUGCUUCCUCAGCAUCCCUUUUAGAGGCUUAUUGCCCCUGCAGUCAUCGGGGUGCUCCAGCUUUUGUUCCUGUAACACUGUUCUAAGGGAGCACAGUUCCCAAAGAAGCAACAUGGUCUUGGCAGAGACACAGCUCGGCUCCAGUCACUCAACCACUUACGUAAUUUCACGAAGCCCUUUACACAUUCUCACAGAGACCUCUAAUUACGUUGUCCUCCAUCCCUGGUGACCUCCCAGGCUGUCCACCUGGUUCUAGCACAUUCGACUACUGCAGUAACCACCUUACUGGUCCAGUUGCUUCCACUCCUGUCCCCAGAGCAAUUCAUUUUCCACUCAGCCAAGUGAGCUUUUUAAAAUGUAAGUCAGAUAUGUCACUUCUCUGCUGAAAAUCCUUCAGUGGAUUCACAGUGCUCUGAGAACAAAAGACAAACUCCUUCCCAGGCCCUAUGUGAUCUUGCCCAGGCCUCCCUCUCCAACUGCACCUUAACCCACUGCUUCCACACGAAACUGCAGCCACACAGGCUUUCUUUCCAUUCCUCAAGUGUUCCAAGCCAUUUCUACUUCUGGGUCGUUACAUUUGCCACUCCAUCUUCUCAAGAUACUUUUCCCUGGUGAGUUCAUUUUCAUCUUCCAGAUCUUCACACCAGCAUCACCUUUUCUUCUGUGGAAAAACCGGGCUAGAUGCUCACCAAAAUGUCCUUUUCCUGGACACACAGUUAAAUUACAUUUCCCAGCGCCUUGCAUCAAGGUGGGGCUGUGUGCAUCGUCCUCCCCAGUGGAAAGGGAGCAGAAGUGACGUUUCACUACCAGGCCAAGACAGUUCAAGAGUGGACGAGCCUUCUCCGUGUUCUCCACCCCCUCCUCUGCCUUCCAGGGUGACCUUGAAGCACGUGUUUUGAAGAUGGAGUCAGAGCGUAGAAGGAGUCUGGAUAUUUAAGUCCCUGCUUAGAGGAGAAUUGCUUGAUCGAGAAUAUCCACAUUUCUUUGAACAAGGAAUAACCUCUGUUGCAUUAGUGUUUAGCAUGAUAUGCCCUGGCUAAUAUAGCUUCUCUGGCCACCCUGUCCACCUUGUCUUGAUCACAGAACCCUUUCUGCUUCCUUCCGGGUGCUUCAGACAUUUAAUUAGCUUACCAGAUGCCGGUCAACACUUCCCCAGUCCUAUGAAUUGGACUCUUAACUGGGGAAAAAAAUGCUCACAUGAGGAAGUUGAGAUACUGAUUUUAUCAGUUUAUCAGUUACAUUUUGAUUGUGACAAAAGAAAAGCAACAACAAAAAAAGGAAAUCCCCCUAAAGAAUAUCUUAAACAAAUUAGAUUUUUCUUCUUGUAAAACUAGAAACCUGAUGGUUGGUGGCUGUUGGCAUUGGUUCAGGAAUUCAAGGAUGUUAGCAGUUAGGUCUGUGUGACUCUCUUGAUCCUCAUGGUCACAGGAUGAUGUGUUUUGAUUAAGCAGAGACACCCUACUUACUAUUACCCUUCUCAGGAGUCUCACAGGUAGCCACAGCCCCUAUCAUUUUGGCCUUACUUCAAGGGUCCUUCUACAUUGUUAGUACUCUGGUGUAAAUAUGUUCCAUUUAUUCCCUAUAACAUGGCUGAGACCAAUCUGAAAUAUUACUAUUUUAAAUAUAUUUGUCUCCCCCGCCCCUUCCCACAUUUCAGUGGCCUGUCAGCAACUCAUCCAAUUCAAAGCUGUUCUCCCUGCAGCUCAGUGGGGGGUGGGGAAACCUUCAUGGUCUGUUUUUUUCACUCAUUCUCUACCUCCUCUAUCACUUGUAGGACUGGGAUGGGGGAAGGCAUGUUAGAGGCACAAAGGCUAAACUUUGAUUUAGUUUAGCUUCGUCAGUGUGUCCUACUAAGACAGGCAUUUAAAUGUUGGCUCAGUGUGUGAGGUAUUGGGGUUCUCUGGAGUCCCGCCAUGGCACUUGCGCACUAACUGGUUUUGGUUCCCUCCUUACAAUACUCAGCCCACACUCCCCCUCGGCUCUUCAGCUCCUGACACUGACAGCGUAUGCACAGUGUCCUAGUGCUGAAGUCCCUCACCCUGGCGGGCAGCCCUCCUGGGAGAGGUUCCAACAAAUACCUUAGGAGUGGUUACCUUUUUGGGAGCUCCCGGGAAACUCAUGCAUGUUUGUCCUGCCAAACAGCAGAAGUGCAGCCCCGCCAGCAGCUGACUCCCCUUGCCCUGUCCCAGCUAGCCUGACUCUGACUUCUCCAUAUCUCUCUCUCUGCCUCCAAACCCUCACAAGUGACUCAGGUUACUUUCUCCCAAGAAGCCUCUGCCCCAGGCUCCACCCCAGUGGCCAUAUGGAGCCAGGUCUAUAAGUUUCUGAGUGUAGCAAGCGUCUUGCUAGAGAAUGUAAUGCUGAAUGAAUAUAAGGUCUCUCCCUCUCCUGGAAACAUGAAAUGACUAUAAGUGGUUGUGUUGGAGCCCUCCUCGCUUGAUUUAGGAUGGAGGGGACAGCGCUGCUUCUUUACCUUUCGGGGAGAACUUCUCUCUAUUCCUAAAAAUUCCCGUCAAUGAAGCUUGCUUUUCUAACUUCAUGUACAAUAGGAAGGUUGGUGGGCCCUGGAUCAGCUUUAUUACCUUAGAGUAAAUUCUAUGUAGGUAUAUCUAGCACCCUUAUUUAACAUCUUCUUACUUGUGCAAGUAUUCUUGUAAAAUGUGAAUUGUUCUCAUGCAUGUGCUUUAUUUAUAGAGUAUUGUCAACAAAUCUUGUCUUCUUUUUUUCCAUCACUCAAUUGUGUUUUUAAUAUCCAUCUAUGUUAUCAAUCAGGGCCCACUCAGGAAAAUAGAAACCAUACUAAGUGUUUCAAAUAGAGGGCAUUUAAUGCAGAGAAUUGAUUACAAGUGAUAGAGGCUGAGACAAAAGAAGAUGCUUGAUGUAAUUAAAAAUUAAGAACUGGAGAAAUCAGAUAAUGUCCUAAGGCCUGGGAAAACAAAAGGGAAGAAGGGAAAUAAUUACCAGAAACUAGGAGCUCAGAAAAGGGGCCACUUUUAACUGGUCAGUACUCAGAUCUUUAUGGGGAGGCUCCCUCCACAUACCUGGUGCUUGGACUUCUGAGGAAGGAAAUGGCCUUGAGGGUGAGGGAGCAAGGUCUGACCGUUCUCUGACUGCCAAGGGGGGAGCUGAUCUGCUGCUGGUGUCUCAGAAGUGUAGCAAAGCUGCUGCUGAGUGCAAAAGAAGCUAGUAGCCAGAGACAACUGUCUGCAGCUGAAAUACUGUGACAGCAACUGGAAAACAGGAAUGAAGACUCUCCCCCCAUGUUUCAUUUUCAGUUUCCCUCUAUGGCAUCCCUUUGGCAGAACCUAAUGGAACCACCUGCCAGUGGAUUCUGGGAAGUACACUCUGCAGAGUCACAGCUGCAACAACACAACUCCAGAGGGUGUGUACGUGGGGGCUGAGAGGGAGGUGUGCUGCAGAGGGAGAUAUGGAGAGUGUAGAAGCCAAAAGAAAAUAGGUAAAUAGCCAGUAUAUUCCAUGUAGCUGCUCAUACAUCUAGAUUGUUGCUUCUGUCAGCUGUGAAGUACUUCAUAAUAUGCAUCCACCAUAGUAAACUUAUAUAUUGGCCUGGUUGCCUCAAAUUCUUUGCCAUCUGGAGAAAUUAAAAUCCUUGCAGCUAGGGUUCUGAGUACAAAAUAAGUGCCCCCGACUAGAUGCACUCAUUUGAGAUUUGGGAGGUAAGGGUCAUCUUCCUGCCGCUUGGCUGUUAUUGCUGGAGGCAGGUGUAAGCGCUCGGCUUUCUGCAGCAGCGUCCUGCCGAAGCCAGGGACAAAAUAGGGUGCCCGCUGUAAGGGCGAAGGUCAGCAUAUUCUGGAAGUUCAGUAGGUAAAAUAAAUCUGCUCUGUACAAAUUUGGCUUUAAUAAGAUGGUUAAGAAGAAAAAUUAUUGGAAGGGUGUCAAUAAGUUACUCAGAGAACUAAUGGAAAGUCCAGGGAGUGAGGCUUAGAGAACAGACAGGAGCCAAGGGAGGAUGAACAGGUGCAAAAUCUAAGGUCAACUUUAGUCAGUCUGGUUAGGAUGGCACUGCUGUCACCAUUGCUACUUGACUUUACUCUCACUGUUUUGGGUACAUAGAUUGAUGCUGAGAAUUGAGAUAAUCCUCCUCUAUGUUCAUGGCGCUAUAUUAGGACUGGCUCAGAAAGGCCCCUCUCCUGUUCUUUAUUUUGUUUGUUUACUUUAUUCCUGAUUCAUACUUCUGCUCCUCUUGUACCCCACAAUGUGUUUGUUGUGUGCCCCUGUACACCUGUGUAUCUUUGGCAAAAUAGAUGGUGGUUUUGGUAUAUGCAUGCUGUGGCAGAGACUUGCCAGCUGUUCCUCGCACCCAUUUUCUUCUUCCCGGAAAAUUAGCUGUACUCUUUCCCAGCUUCCCUUAUUCUUAAGUCUGGCCAUGUGAUUGAAUCUAGCCAAUUGGAUGGUAGUGGAACUAAGGUGUGCUACCUCUGUGAUUUGGGUCCUUAAAUUUUCCUAUGCACAGUCCCCCGUGUUAUUUCCACUUUGGCCUUUGAGCAUAUGACCUUGAAAGCUACACGUUGAAGAUGACGGAGCCAAAAGGUGGAAGGAGUCUGAACGUCACUUAGAGGAGAGCCACCCACCAAUUAAGAACAUCUGUUUUGGAUUUCACGUGAGUGAAAAAGAAAUCUCUAUCUUUUUGAGCCAUUAUACCCUUGGUUUGUUGUUACAGCGACUAGUAAUCUUUUUUUAAAAUCCCUUUUAAUUGAACACAUCAGAAAAGUAAACAAAACACACACCCAUGCAGAAAAGUAAACAAAAAUGUUAAGCCUAAUGGUUUAUCACAAGGCCGGUACCUGUGUACGCGCCACCUAGACUAAGAAACAGAAGGCUGUCAACACCCAGAAGCCUCUUUUAUGUCACCUCCCAACUUUCUUCUCUUGACUUUGCAAAGUUACCACCAUCCUAACUUUCAUGACAUUGAUUUCCUUGCUUCUAUUUAUAGCCUUACCAGUUGAGCAUCCAUACCUAAAUUGUAUAUAUUUCCAUGUGUCUGGCUUCUUUCCAUCCCAUGGAUGGGAUUCAUCCAUGUGUUGAGUGCAGCUGAAUUUCAUUCAUUUUUAUUUCUGUAGAAAUAUAUCCCAUUCUGUGAAGAAACCACAGUUUAUUGAUUGAUUCAACUGUUGAUGUACAUUUGAGUUAUAUAUCAAUCAGAAUGGGCUGGAUCAUGCUACAGGAAACAAAAACCCAAAAUAUUAAUGGCUUAACCCCACAAAAGAUAAUUUUUUACUAUUGCUGUAGGUUGGCAGGGACUCUGUUCGUAGUCACUAAGGUACUCAAGCUAAUGAAACUCCAUUGCAAUACAUGCUUCCGUAAUCACUAGGCGAGAAAAGGGAACAAGACAGAUCACACCCUGGCACCAAAAGCUUCACCCUGGAAGCGACACAUGUCCUCUUUGCCCCGUUUAAUUGGCCAAAACAAGUCUCAUUGCCAUAUAUACCUCCUGUACAAGCCUACCGUGUACCCAGAAGGAAGAGAAACAGAAUGUGAACUGCCUAAUGAUUAGUUUGUGGUUCCUACAAACAAUGCUGCUGUGAACAAUCUUGCAAGUGCCUCCUGUGCAUGUGCACAUGCUUCCUUUGGGAAUAUAACUAGGAGAAAACUGGUCAUAAAGUAUGUAUAUCCUCAACUUUAAUAGUUAAUGCCAGACUGUUUACAAAUUUUUCAAUUUAUACUCCCUUCACCAGGGAAAUGAGUGUUCACUUAAUCCACGUGAGAAUUCACUUUAUUCCAUAUCUUUGCUAUCUUGUGGCAUUGUCCCCCAGUUCCAGUAUAUGUGUUAUGUUAUGUCCUUUGGUUUAACUUUUCAUUUCCCUAAUUACUAAUGGGAUUGACCUUUUCAUAUACUGACUGCUUGAAAAUCCUCUUCGAUCAAGUGCCUGUUGAAGUCUCUUGCCCAUUUUUUUCUAAUGGAUUGUCUUUUCUUUGUUGAUUUUGUAUUUUAUAUAUAUAUAUACACACACACACACACACACACACACACACACACACGUAAUCCCUUCUGGUUAUAUGUACUGCAUGUAUCUUCUCCCAUUCUGUGGUUUGCUUUUUCACUCUCUUAAUGGGUGUUUAUUGAAGAACAGAAGUUUAAUGUAGCCUGGUUUAUCGAUUGUUCAUGGUUAAUGCUGUGUGUGCCUAUUUAAAGAAUCAUUCCUACCCCAAAAUGAUGAAGAUAUCUUACUAACUUAUCUUCUGGAUGUGUUAGUAUUUUGCUUUCCAUAGUUCUACAACCCAUGUGCAACUGAUUUUUCUGUGUGGUUAGAAUAGGAGCCAAGCUGAAUUUUAUUUCCAUCUAGAUAUCCAAUUAAUACAAAACUGUUCAUUGAAAAAAAAUUUUCCUCUUACUCUCUACCUUUCCAUAUUUUUCUAUUAAGUGCGAGUUUGUUUCUGGACACCCUAAUCCAUUCCUUGGUCUGUACGUCUAUCUUCACAGCAGUACCUCACUGUUUUAACUACAGUAGCUUUCUAAUAGGUCUUAGUAUGUGGUACAGCAAGUCCCACACGUUUUUCAUCUCCAGAAGGACUAUUGUUGGACCUUUGCAUUUCCAUGAUUGUCAAGUUCCCUGAACACCCUGAUGGGAUUUUCUUAUGCUGGAUCAGUUUGGUGCGAAUUGAUACAUUUGUAAUACUGAGGCUUCCAAAUCUGUGGUCUGUGUGCUCCAUUUCAUUAAUUGCUGUCAAUGUUUUAUAGAUUUAUGUGCAAAGUUCUUCUUGCACAUCUUUUGUUAUAUUUAUUCCUAGGCAUUUACUGUUUCUUUUUUAAACGUCUUGCAAAUGGGAUCUUUAGAAAUUUCAUUUUCUCCUUGCUUUUAUAUAGAAAUGUAACCAAUUUUUGUGUGUUGACCAUGGAGCAGCACCCUUGCUAAAUAACCUCACUUACUAACUAAUAAUUUAUCUGUAUUCUUUUAUGCUCUACAUAUAUUAUAUUCAUAUCGUCUCUGAACAUCAUAUCAGUUUAUUUCACCCUUUCUAAUUCUAUAUCAUUUAUUCUUAUCCAUGCUAUACUCCACUGGCCAGGAGAUCCAUCACUAUGUUCAAGAAGAGUGAUGUUGGUGGAAGUCUGAAUCAUUAUCAGACUUGAAGGAAAAGAUUUUAGUAUUUUGUCAUUGAGUGUGGUAUUUGAAGUGAGAUUCUGAUUAAUGGUUGUCAGAUCAGUAAUGUGCUCUACUUGCUAUUACUUGUAUCAUGAAUUGGAUUUUGAAUUUUGUCAAAUGCUGCUUCUGAAUUGAGAUGAUCAUAUAUUUUUAAAAAUUCUGUCAGUGUAGCAAGUAAAAGAUUUAUUUCCAUAUGUGAAAUCAACCUUGAGUUUUUGGAAUAAAAUCAGCUUAGUUGAUUAUAUCUUUUUUAUAUAUUGAUGAAAUCAGUUUAAUAAUACUUUGUAUAGGACUUUUAAAUCUGUGCUCAUGAGUGAACAUAAGUGAUAUCUUCCUAUAAAUCUUCCUUUUCCCACUCAACACAGUGCUUUUAAGUUCUCUUCGUGUUGCUAUAUGUACCUAUAACGCACUUUAACCUCUUCUUCACAUGCUCUAAUGGCUUCCCAUCUCAUUCAUAAUAUAGCCCAGAGUUCUUACUAUAACCGAAAAGCCCCUUGUAUUAUCUGGAUUCCAAUUAUCUCUCUAACACUCGCCCCCUUCAUACACACCUUUUCAGCCAUACUGUCCACUUUGCUAAUUAUUGAAUAUUCUAGGCAUGCCCCUGCCUCAGGGCCAUUGUACUAUUUCAUCUACCUGGAAUAUAUUUUCACAGUUAUCUUUAUGGCCUACUUCCACACUAUAUUUGGAUCUCUGUUCAAAUGUCAAUCUAUCAGGUAAUCCCUCUCUCUAGCCAAUACUUUUUCUUUCAACUUUUUUUUUUUUAAGCCAAUACUUUCUGCUGCCUUACCAUGCUUAGCGUUUCUUCAAGGGACUAAUCGCCAUCUUUUAAAUUACAUAUUUAUUUGUUUAUAUAGUUAUUAUGUAUUUCCUCACACUAGAAUGUAAAUUCCAAGAGAGUAGGGACUUAUCUGUUUUAUUUAAUACUGUAUCCCUGGGAUCUAGUACAUACUUGCAUCUGACAUCUGUUUAGUGUUCCAACAUGUAUUUGUUUAGAACAUUUAACAUAGCCAUUCCUCUAAAGACAUUUAGAUUAUCCAAAUCCUUGUGACUACAAAAAAAUGGGGGGAAGGAUUUUCUUAUAAAUGUUCUCUUAAAUGUA
Messenger RNA from Delphinapterus leucas (beluga whale), 14291 nucleotides. RefSeq names its product ribosomal RNA processing 8 (gene RRP8). Gene Ontology annotation, molecular function: methyltransferase activity. Gene Ontology annotation, cellular component: rDNA heterochromatin; nucleolus; chromatin silencing complex. Gene Ontology annotation, biological process: rDNA heterochromatin formation; cellular response to glucose starvation; regulation of transcription by glucose. The record is from RefSeq and is a predicted model, not a curated record. NCBI's taxonomy places the organism in Eukaryota, Metazoa, Chordata, Mammalia, Artiodactyla, Monodontidae.